Culex pipiens pallens (northern house mosquito) is the source of this 4634-nucleotide messenger RNA. RefSeq lists its product as uncharacterized. The transcript is spliced from 12 exons. Gene Ontology annotation, cellular component: membrane; cytoplasm. The record is from RefSeq and is a predicted model, not a curated record. NCBI's taxonomy places the organism in Eukaryota, Metazoa, Arthropoda, Insecta, Diptera, Culicidae. Gene Ontology annotation, molecular function: scavenger receptor activity.
CAUGAAAAACGGCAUAAUAGUUGCCGGUCGGAAGUCAAGUUGAAUAAACGUUUUUUAUUGUUCUUGAAAAAUUGGCUUAAGUGAGAAAUUUGAUGCAGGGUAUUAACUUAGUGAGAUUAUUAAACAUGUACCUUCUGUUAAAGUAAAACAAUAGAACGAAGGACAUUGCUUUAAUUAAUUGGUCCCUAAAUUGAAGAUCCGAGAAAAACUUAGUGAGGUGAGACCAUGAAUUUGGCGGACGUGAAUUUCAAGAAGAUUACCAUCAUCUGUGCUUGCACGAUGAUUGGCGGCCUGACGCUCAGCGUGGGAGUAAUUCCUGCGCUGGUUCAAUUCAUGCUGAAACAGAACCUCCGCCUCAAGCCGGGCUCCGACCUGCGCAAGAUGUACGAGAAGGUGCCGUUCGGGCUGGACUUCAAGGUGCACAUCUUCAACAUCACCAACCCGCAGGAAAUCAUGCAGGGUGGCCGGCCCCGCGUCAAGGACAUCGGUCCGUUCUACUUCGAGGAAUGGAAGGAAAAGUACGACAUCGAGGACAACGACGGGGACGACACGAUGACGUUCGACAUGAAGAACACUUGGAUCUUUCGACCGGAUCUGACCGCACCGCUGACGGGCAACGAGAUGAUUACCGUUCCGUACCUGCUGGUGAUCGGCGUCCUGCUCGCCAUCCAGCGGGACAAGGAGCCAAUGCUUCCGCUGAUUUCCAAGGGGCUGGACAUCAUAUUCGAACCGCUGGAGUCGGCGUUUGUUACGGUGCGCGUGAUGGACCUGCUGUUUGACGGCAUUCCGGUGGACUGCAGCAGUGAGGAGUUUGCGGCCAAGGCACUCUGCUCGGGGCUGGAUUCGGAGGGCGCGGUGGCACCGCUAAACGAUACGCACGUCAAGUUUUCGAUGUUUGGACUGCGCAACGGUACGUCCAUCGGUCGCUUUAAGGUGUACCGGGGCAUCAAGAACGUGGCCGACCUUGGUCGGGUCAUAACCUACAACGACGAAACGGAAAUGGACUACUACGACGGCGACGAGUGCAACAAGUACGUCGGUACGGACUCGACCAUUUUUCCGCCUUUUCUGACCAAGAAGGACCGGCUGUGGGCGUGGUCGCCGGAGAUCUGCCAGUCGCUGGGUGCGGUGUACGCGGGCAAGUCCAGCUACCAGGGUUUCCCGACGAGCUUCUUCACGAUUGACUUUGGCGAUUUGAGGGACGACCCGGUUCAUCAAUGCUACUGUCGCGAUCCUCCGGACGGUUGUCCUCCGAAGGGGACCAUCGAUCUGGGACCGUGCGUUGGUGCUCCCAUUCUGGGUUCCAAGCCACACUUUAUCGGAGGAGAUCCCAAACUGUUGCGGGACGUUGACGGCCUGGAACCGGAUCCCAAAGAGCAUGACAUUUUCAUUCACUACGAUUUGGUAAUGUUGCGUAGUUUAUGAAUGUCCCUCUUUUUGAAAGCUUCUAAUGGAUGGAUACCUCCACAGCAAACGGGAACGCCAUUUUCGGCCGCCAAGCGAUUGCAGUUCAACUUGGAACUGGAACCGAUCCGGGGUCACGAGGUUUUCGGGAAGUUGCCGAAAAUGGUGCUGCCAAUGUUCUGGGCCGAGGAGGGAGCCUCCCUGAACAAGACAUGGACCAAGCAAAUCAAACCGCUCUUUAUGAUUCGCAAGUUCAACGCCACGGUCAAGUGGCUCUCGAUAGUGCUGGGCACGCUGGGCACGAUCGGUGCCGGGUUCAUGCACUACAAGCUGCACAUCAAGCCGGUCAACGUGCGCCCCAUGGAGGCUCAGAAAACGACCGUCAAAGAGGUGGAACCCUCGGUCGAAACCAACGGAACGGGAAAAGAGCCACCGGAGAAGGUUGAACCACGCAUUGUCGACAGUGCGCAUAGGAAUUUGCCGCCCCUUUACGACGGUGGAUUGGCCGGCAAACAAAAAACGGUGUCGUCGGAUCAGCAAAUGUUAAACAAAAUGAAGCUGGAAGAUUUAAACUUCAAGAAGAUUGCCAUCAUUUGUGCUUGUACGCUAGUUGGAGGAUUAACGUUCUGCUACGGGAUAUUUCCACCGAUACUGAAGUUUAUGCUAAAACAGAAUGUCCUGCUCAAACCGGGCACCCAAAUGCGGGGCAUGUUCGAGAAAAUGCCCUUCCCGCUGGACUUCAAGAUCCACCUGUUCAACGUGAGCAACCCGGAGGAGAUCAUGAAGGGUGGCAAGCCCAAGAUCAAGGACGUUGGGCCGUACUACUUUGAAGAAUGGAAGGAAAAGUUCGACACCGAGGACGACCUGGAGGAGGACACGCUGAGCUUCACGCUGCGCAACACGUGGAAGUUCCGGGCGGAUCUUUCGGCGCCGUUGACCGGCGACGAGAUGAUUACGCUGCCAAACAUGCUGCUGUUGGGGGUCUUUCUGAUGGUGCAGCGGGAACGUGAGGCCAUGAUGCCGUUGAUCAGGAAGGGAGCUAAGUUGAUUUUUGACCCGCUGGAAUCGGCGUUUAUGACGGUGCGCGUGUUGGACUUUCUGUUCGACGGACUUCCGGUGGACUGUAGUAGUCAGGACUUUGCGUCGAAGGCGCUCUGCUCCGGGAUGGAGUCGGAGAAGGUGGUUUUCCCGCUGAAUGACACGCAUUAUCAGUUUUCGAUAUUUGGAGCGCGUAACGCAACGGAUGCAGGUCGUUGGGUUGUGUACCGUGGCGUCAAGAACAUCGGGGAUCUGGGUCGGAUCGUGAGCUACAACGGGGAAACCGAGAUGGACGUUUACGAUGGCGACGAGUGCAACCAGUUCAUCGGUACGGACUCGACGAUCUUCCCGCCGUUCCUGACUAAGGAGGAUCGGCUGUGGGCAUGGUCUCCGGAGAUUUGUCGCUCGAUGGGUGCCACGUACGGUGGCAAGUCCAAAUACGCCGGAAUGCCGAUGAGCUACUUUGAGCUGGACUUUGGAGAUUUGAAGAACGAACCGGAAAACCACUGCUUCUGUCGCGAUCCACCGGAGGAUUGUCCUCCGAAGGGAACCAUGGAUCUGGCGCCAUGCUUGGGAGCACCACUACUGGGGUCGAAGCCACACUUUAUCGACGCCGAUCCAAAGCUGCUGGAGGAGGUUGAAGGACUUGAACCCAACCGGGAGGAUCACGACAUGUUCAUUAACUUUGAAUUGGUCCGUUAAUACUUUGUAUGUCCUAAUAUCUGUGAUAAAAUUGAUUCUUUGCAGAUUUCCGGCACGCCGGUUUCAGCCGCCAAGCGGCUACAGUUCAACCUGGAGAUGGAACCCGUUCGCGAUCAUGAAGUUCUCGGGAAUCUACCGAAUGUGAUUCUACCCGUGUUCUGGGUUCAGGAAGGAGUCUCUCUCAACAAGACCUGGACCAAUCAGCUCAAAUACCAGCUAUUUCUCGGUCUCAAGUUCAACGCCACGGUCAAGUGGUUGACGAUCAUCAUCGGAACGGUCGGUUCGAUCGGAGCUGGCAUCAUGCACUACAAGCGGUCCACCAAGAGCGUCAAUGUGACCCCCGUGGAGGCGGUUAGCAACGGAAGUGGACGGAUCGUUUCGGUGAGCUCGGCCGGCAAAGACCGCGAGGCCAUCAACAACAGCAAGAAUCUGCCGGCGGUCCUCGACGGACUCGGAGAACGAAUUCCGAAGAUGGCACCGGUUGAGCAGCGUUACUAAGGGUGCGAUCAAAGUGUGUUAGGUUAGGAUGAUUGAUUGUUUAUUGGUGAGCAGGGAUGGAAUAAUCGCAAAAAAAAUCAUUUUCGCUUGCGAACUUUCUUCACCCGCGAAAGAGAGAGGAGGCAAAUCACGCAAAAGAAAAUCGCUCCCGAACUUCUCCAAGAAAAUCAAUCUGCUGAUGAUUUUUUGUGGAUUUCCUUGCCAGCACCACUUAAAAAUAUUUAUUUCAUUUUGUUUACACACAUUGCCCAUCUACAAAAUGUGACAGGUCAUUUUUCGACGUGUGACGUUACACUUGCAAGUGUAGUAGUGAAAAAGAUGUUCCGCCGAAUAAUCAAGAUGAUGAUUUUUUUAGAUUCCUUUUACCGAUCUUUCGUGCGCGAGAGUGGAGUGGAUGCUCUCUUCGGAUUUUUUCUCUUGAUGAACGUCCAAUGAUUUUCUUUUGAUGAUGAUUAUUCCAUCGCUGUUGGUGAGGUUGUCAAAAUCGAAACCGCUGAUAACGUUGAAGUGGAAAGCGACGAACUGUCACUUUCUCAAAUGGCGAUGGUGUCAAACCAACGGGGUUUUAGUGUAGCAAGUGACAGUUUGUCACUUUUCAUUUCGAUUCUGUCAAAUCAACGAGGUUAACCUGUGAGAUUUAUCUGCACGUAGUAGUGAUUUAAAUUGACGGUUAAAUCAAAUUUAAAAUAGAUCAAAAGCAUCGAUAUCAGUUAAAAGAGAAUAAAAAAUUAUUGGUUAAAUUCAAACUGGAAUUUUCCAACCUUGCUUUGAAUUCCGAGGUUGUUGAAUUCACAUUCCGUUGCUUCGAUUUUUCGUAUCAAUUUAUAAUAAUGAAACACAUGCUGGAAUCCGUGCAAUUAUACACAAUUAUCCGUUAGGGGAAAAUUGAAACGUUGGAAGUGAUAUGGAAAAAACCGUGGAUGAAAAUUGAUAAAGCUUUUUUUCUUGUAGAAUUUCAAAAUAAAGAAAAACCGUAGCAUUUCCUUUGAUAA